ACUUAUAAAAGGCGAGGUGUUAGCAACUCCAAUAAAUUAUAAUUAAUAAGAUUUAAACUGAUGGGUGGAAGAUAUAUUGGGAUUGAGAUGAAAGUUUCCCUAACAGUAUGCAUGAUCUUGUGUCUUACUUCCAUUGUGCAUGCCGAUCAGGGGAAGGCUGUUUUCUUUGAACCUCCUUAUACUCCCUCAGCAUGCUAUGGUACACAAAGCUAUGGAAAUAUGGUGGCGGGAGUUAGUGAUGCGUUGUGGAACAAUGGAAGAGCAUGUGGAAAGAGUUACAGAGUUAAAUGCUUAGGAGGAGCCAAUGAAGCACCGCAUCCUUGCAAGAAUGGUAACACUGCGGUGGUUAAAGUUGUUGACUACUGUAAAGCUGGAUGCCAAGGGAUUAUUAACCUUUCUAAAUAUGCUUUCUCUACCAUUGCUGAUCCUGACGCCGGUAUAAUCCAAGUUGAAUUUAAUGAGGUUUGAGUUUGAUGCUUCUACUCGAAAGGCUUUUUAAGGGCAAGUGAUGUUAAUCGAAUAGUUUUGAAAUAGGAUAUCCUCUUGUAAGGUUUCCUUUUAUUUGUUCAUGUUUCUUUUUCUCCAAUAAAACUUUGUACCCGGUGAUGUACAGGAAGUUUAUAUUAUAUUAUACUAGUAUUUGUCACCCGCUUAUACUA
Messenger RNA from Gossypium raimondii (Peruvian cotton), 659 nucleotides. Its product is annotated as EG45-like domain containing protein. Gene Ontology annotation, biological process: systemic acquired resistance. Lineage: Eukaryota; Viridiplantae; Streptophyta; Magnoliopsida; Malvales; Malvaceae. The transcript has 3 exons. Gene Ontology annotation, cellular component: apoplast; cell wall. The record is from RefSeq and is a predicted model, not a curated record. Bases 61 to 468 code for a protein of 135 amino acids.